This is a messenger RNA of Colletotrichum phormii, 667 nucleotides long. RefSeq lists its product as uncharacterized. The transcript has a single exon. The record is from RefSeq and is a predicted model, not a curated record. Lineage: Eukaryota; Fungi; Ascomycota; Sordariomycetes; Glomerellales; Glomerellaceae. The coding region runs from base 10 to 204 and encodes 64 amino acids.
GAGCGCGUCAUGGGCGCCGAGGCAGCUGAGAAGGAGGCCGACCGCGCGCUCAUGGCUGCGAGGGAGAUGGUUGCCGCUGCGAGAGCCGAUGUGCGGAGGCUCGAGGAGGAAGCCAAGGAGGAGGCUAGGCGGGCCAAGAUUAAGCAAUACCACGCUCGCGAGGUUUCCAAGCGUGGCAAGGCCUUGGGCCGUCACGGAGACUAAGUCCUCGAACAUAAAUCUUUAGGCAACCCAAGCGACAUUUCUUUUGUCAUUAUGAGUUCAUGAUCUGGAUCAUGGCGUACGAUGAACAAUUCGGAGUUGGGAGAGAGCGAAAACACAAGAUUUCACAUUAUGUAGUUAUUACUAUUUUUAUUUACAUACAUGAGCGACCAUUGGGAAAAUGAAAUAUUAUCUGUACUCUCAUCAUCGAAUGGAGUCUUUCAGCGAAAAAUGUCGGGUAGCUUGUUGUACCCAAAGUAGAUAAUGUGAGUGGGAGCAUUAUCAAGAAUGUUUGAGCGUUUCCACAAUCGCUCGUAUCCCAUCAACUGCGAGAUAGCGUCAGUACAUAGGUACAUACUUCAAUAAGGGGAAUAAUAAAUAAUUUAAUCAUCCGACCCUAUUUCACUUAUCUCCGCCUAUGAAUAAUCUCGAAAUAGGGCGAAAUUAGAGAAAGACUGGAGAUAGA